Molecule: messenger RNA, 360 nt
Organism: Egretta garzetta (little egret)
Lineage: Eukaryota; Metazoa; Chordata; Aves; Pelecaniformes; Ardeidae
Product: E3 ubiquitin-protein ligase RNF182-like
Exons: 2
Coding region: 1-351 (116 amino acids)
Source: RefSeq, a predicted model, not a curated record
AUGGCCAAUUACCUUGUUAAGGUGCCAGAGAAUGGGGCCCGGCCGGAGGGCCUGGGCAGGCUGGAGGUGGUGCGGCUGUACCGCCCCGCCAGCCUGGGUGCGCUGCCCUGCCAUGGCCCCAGGCAGAAGUGCCACUCCUGGGGGUGGCGAGCCGUCCCUCGCUUCAUCCUAGGUGUCCUCUGCCUCCUCUACUUCAGCUCCCUGCCCUUCGGCAUCUACCUCCUGCUCAUCGAGCACCACAGCCUGGGCAUUGUCCUGGUCAGCCUCGUGCCCUCCACCCUCCUCCUCUGCAUCGUCUACAGCCUCUGCCAGUGUCUGUGCCGGGAGGUCUUUGGGUUCCCCCACUCCUGACCCUGCAAG